Messenger RNA from Dentiscutata erythropus, 352 nucleotides. The record is from the annotation of a GenBank genome assembly. NCBI's taxonomy places the organism in Eukaryota, Fungi, Glomeromycota, Glomeromycetes, Diversisporales, Gigasporaceae.
GUAUAUUCCAUGUGAUGAUCUAAUUGUUGUUGCGCAACACCAAGAUGAAGAGUUAUGGGAAGCAGUACAAUGUUUUUAUGAAACUGGCCGAUUUACUGUUAUAGUCUUUGAUGAUCUUGCCGGCGAACCUCUUGCAACUCAAUUAAAAGUCAUUCCUUUCUUUAGGUCAGGCAGACAUGAUGGAAUUAGCUCAAUUUAUAUUGCCCAACGUUUCUAUGAAACCCAUCCAAAUAUAUGCGGAAAUCUUAAAUACAUUUCAUUGCAUCGUGAAUGUGGAACUUUAGAUAGCAUAAAGCGAAUUCUUAAAGAUACACAUGAUGAUUAUGAACCUUUAGCAAAAAAAAAUUUAUGA